AUAGGCCAAAGCAGCACUGGGGGCCCUGAUGAUGCACAUGAGCUGGGAUCAUUUAAACAUCCUCAGAUUUAGAUGGCGUGAUAAUGAGCCACUAUUAAUUAUGGAUGUAAUUACGCUUUUUAAACUGUGUUUAUUUUUCUUUUCACCACUUGGGUGAAACCAGGCCUGCUUGCUUCCAAAAACCCAGUCACUUAGUGGAUUUUCUUAAUCCCUUAACUCGAUUAUUCUCCAAGAUCUCACCUCAGACAACUCUGCAACGCUGAGAUUCACAGCACAGCAAAGAAAAGAGGUCCAAGUUAUACACUUGUGCUGCUGGAGAAGGAGGCACCGGCUGAGUGUGGAGAACAUGGGCCGGAUUUUAGCGUUGUUAUCAUUGAUGUGUCUGGGUGAUGUAUUAGGAAACGUUAAGAUAAGCUCAGAAAACAUCACGCGCAUUCUGGAUCGGCUUCUUGAGGGUUACGAUAACCGGCUGCGUCCUGGAUCAGGAGUGUCAGUCACUGAAGUCAAAACAGACAUAUUUGUGACCAGCUUUGGGCCAGUGUCAGAUGUGGAAAUGGAGUUCACCAUGGACAUGUUUUUCCGUCAAAUGUGGGUGGACGAGAGGUUGGCAUUCGAGGGCCCCAUUGAAAUCCUGCGCUUGAACAACCGCAUGGUGGACAAGAUCUGGACUCCUGACACCUUUUUCCGCAAUGCAAGGAAAUCUCUGGCACACAACACAACCACACCCAACAAGAUGUUCCGCAUCAUGCAGAACGGCACCGUGUUCUACACCAUGAGGCUGACUGUAAGUGCAGAAUGCCCCAUGAAGCUGAUGGACUUUCCCAUGGAUGGCCAUAUUUGUCCUCUGCGGUUUGGAAGCUACGCCUACACGAACCGUGAGAUCGUUUACACGUGGAGGAAGGGCCUGGUAGAGUCGGUGGACGUCCCCCCUGAGUCCUCCAAUUUACUGCAGUAUGAUCUAAUCGGAAAGACGCUGUCCAGUGAAACACUGAAGAUCAGCACAGGCCAUUACUCCGUCCAGCUCGUUCAUUUCAUCCUCCAGAGGAAAUUGGGCUAUCAUCUGAUUCAGACCUACAUCCCCCUCAUCAUGGUGGUUGUGCUGUCCCAAGUGGCCUUCUGGAUCAACAAGGAGUCGGUCCCAGCUCGCACUGUGGCUGGAGUCACCACCGUUCUGACCAUGACCACUCUGAGCAUCAGUGCCCGCUCCUCCCUGCCCAAGGUGGCCUACGCCACGGCUAUGGACUGGUUCAUUGCUGUCUGCUUCGCCUUCGUGGCCUCUGCUCUGGUGGAGUUUGCUGCAGUUAACUACUUUGCCACUUUGGAGGCCAACAGAAUGAGACGCAGGCUCUCCAGAGGGUCCGUGCUGGAGUCCAUAGCCGAGGGCAGCGACGACGAAGACGAAUCGACGGUGUCUGACCCCAGCGUUGGAGGUCGGGUGAGGAAGAGGAUGAGCUCCAUCUCUGAAGCCCCCAAAACCCGUCUGCCCAUCUUCCUCCAGCAGGGCUCAGCCACCCCACCCAAUGUGACGCUGGCCGGCCCCAGCCCCAUUGACCAGUACGCCCGCAUGCUCUUCCCACUGGCCUUUGCUGUUUUCAACAUCAUCUACUGGUACAUCUACCUCAGCAAGGACACCAUAGAGAAAGCCAGGGAGAUCGACUGAGUCUCUCUGGCACAUGGUUCAGCUCAGCCAGCUCAUGCACUGCUGAAGAAAAAGCAUCUGCUGUUUUCGUUUUUCUCUCUUAAAUUCCGAUUCACUUUUAAAGAAGCUGUUUGGCAUGACCAUCAUAGGUUAAAGUGUUGCCGAAACAUUUGAAUCUGCUGAUCUUGUCUGUCUGUUAACCCAUUAAACUGUAACAGGCUGUAUAGGGGUCCACACUUCAACUCUUUUAACUACAUCAUUUCAAUAUUUCCUACAUAUUGUUGAUGUCAUAUUAAAACAUUAUUUUUUCAGUU
Molecule: messenger RNA, 1953 nt
Organism: Pygocentrus nattereri (red-bellied piranha)
Lineage: Eukaryota; Metazoa; Chordata; Actinopteri; Characiformes; Serrasalmidae
Gene: gabra6a
Product: gamma-aminobutyric acid type A receptor subunit alpha6a
Exons: 10
Coding region: 347-1660 (437 amino acids)
Biological process (GO): gamma-aminobutyric acid signaling pathway; signal transduction; regulation of postsynaptic membrane potential
Cellular component (GO): dendrite membrane; synapse; neuron projection
Molecular function (GO): GABA-gated chloride ion channel activity; benzodiazepine receptor activity; transmitter-gated monoatomic ion channel activity involved in regulation of postsynaptic membrane potential
Source: RefSeq, a predicted model, not a curated record